Messenger RNA from Gigantopelta aegis, 2190 nucleotides. Its product is annotated as mannosylglucosyl-3-phosphoglycerate phosphatase-like. Gene Ontology annotation, molecular function: hydrolase activity. The transcript has 14 exons. Gene Ontology annotation, biological process: nucleotide catabolic process. The record is from RefSeq and is a predicted model, not a curated record. Bases 278 to 1984 code for a protein of 568 amino acids. NCBI's taxonomy places the organism in Eukaryota, Metazoa, Mollusca, Gastropoda, Neomphalida, Peltospiridae.
AGUGUAACUUUUAUGCGCUUUUGACGGACACUAAGUAACUUUUGGAGUGGGUUCCAGUGGCUGCUAUUUCAGUGAUAUAAUUAUGCUAAGUUACUUGAGUAGCCGGUAAAAAUUUCAUUGAGGACAGACUUAAACCACCGGACACUGACUGGCCUCAACACAAACUUCCAUCAAAUUCUUGAAAUUGCACUCCCGCCAUUAUUGAAAAUUUAAAGGAAGUCUGCAGAUGGCAGAGUUGUUAAAAUAGAAGAAGCUGUAUAACUUAGGUCGGCAUAGAAUGUCAUCAGUGCUGAUCCUGCAUUUCAACGAUGUGUACAACAUCGAACCACAGAGGGAUGAGCCUGUGGGCGGGGCCAGUCGGUUUGCAGGGUACAUUCAUUCCUGCAGACAUGAAAAUCCGCUGGUUCUUUUCAGUGGUGAUGUCCUGAACCCAUCUCUUAUGAGUAUUUUCAUGAAAGGCGAGCAGAUGAUACCGGUUAUGAAUGGCAUCGGUGUCAGAUGUGCGCUAUAUGGCAAUCAUGACUUUGAUUUUGGGGUUGAUCACUUGCAAGAAGUGGCUAAGUCUACCACAUUUCCUUGGUUGCUAAGCAAUGUCCAGGAUAAUCUCAGCCAAGAACCAUUAGCACUGGGAGAAGUCACUCAAAUGUUGGAGUGGAAUGGAAUCAAGAUUGGUCUUGUCGGUUUAGUUGAAGAGGAAUGGAUUGAAACAUUGGCCACUCUUGAUCCUGAUGAUGUCACAUACAUUGAUUUUGUAGAUGAAGGAAAACGACUUGCAAACAUUCUAAGAAAUCAGGGAGCUGACAUUGUGAUAGCUUUAACCCACAUGCGCUGGCCCAAUGAUAUCCACUUGGCUGAAAGUGUCGACGAGAUUGAUCUCAUAUUAGGAGGUCACGAUCAUGAUUAUGAUACCAAAGUUGUUAAUGGUAAAUACAUUGUAAAGAGUGGGACCGACUUCCGUAAUCUGAGCCGUGUGAUGAUAAGCCGUGACGUACACGGAUGGUGUGUAGACGUAGAGCGUGUGGACAUCGACUCCAGUGUCCCUGAAGACCCACUCAUGAAAGAGAUUGUCAAUGAGAAACUCGGACAAGUGGAAUCCAAAAUGGAUACCUACUUGGGUGAUAUGGGAGUGGAGUUGGAAGGAAGGUUUUCACGCAUCAGGAGCCAGGAAACAAACUUAGGUAACUUCGUCACUGACAUCAUGCUGACUGCCACCAAGGCCGAUGUGGCUAUCCUCAACUCGGGGACAUUCCGCUCGGACAGAGUCCACCCUAGAGGCAGAUUUACUAUACGAGAUCUACUCACCAUCUUACCCAUGGUCGAUCCACUUAUUGUUAUCAAAGUUACAGGUGAUAAACUAUUGAAAGCGUUAGAGAAUGGUGUAUCUCAGUAUCCGGUACUGGAAGGCCGAUUUCCACAAAUUGCGGGAGUGGUGUUUGGUUUUGAUCCCAGCCUGCCACCCGGUCAGCGGAUUGAUCCAGAAUUGGUCAAAGUUCAAGGACAUUAUAUGGUGUUAGACCGGGAGUAUACCUUGUGUACAAAGGAAUACAUGUACUUUGGAAAAGAUGGUUAUGGAGCUUUGAGUGACAGUGAGAUUGUGGUGAGUUCCGAGCAAUGCCAGGCACUGAGUACCACAGUUCAGAACCAUUUUGAAUCAGUUCAGAUACAUCUUGGUCAACUCCCCUGCAAGUCAGGGCACCGCCAGAGUCUCAUCUCUCUGUCUCGGAAAGAUAUCAUUGUCCUGCGAGCGGGUUUGAAGAACAAGAAGCCUUGGCCUCUGGUUCGACAGAACAGUAUCCAUGCAGCAGAAAACGAAAUGAGUUUUCUCUGCCCCAAAGUGGAUGGGAGAAUCUUUAUUAUUAAUGAGGAGAAAAGGCAAAUAAUGUUGGCUUUAAAGCCAUCGUUCAACUCUGAACAGCUCUGUGUAAUGAGUGAAGAGUUUGCCAGUGGAAGUACAGACAGCAUGAACAGUGAACCGGACAGCUAGCGGAACAUGCAGCUAGAAAUCAGCAGAGAUAGAAAGACAAGCAGAUGGGACGUCUGGAGAAUCUGGUAACUUCGUGAGCCAAAUAAUUAUCCACAGUUAUUAUUAUUAUUAUUAUUUUUCUUUUGUGAGCUGUUUUUUGUUUUUGUUCUCUCUUUUUUUGUUAAUGUUACAUCAAGUUUAUAUCUAACGGGAUCAAGUUUAUAUUC